Molecule: messenger RNA, 570 nt
Organism: Lotus japonicus
Lineage: Eukaryota; Viridiplantae; Streptophyta; Magnoliopsida; Fabales; Fabaceae
Product: zinc-finger homeodomain protein 7-like
Exons: 1
Coding region: 1-570 (189 amino acids)
Biological process (GO): regulation of DNA-templated transcription; regulation of developmental process
Cellular component (GO): nucleus
Molecular function (GO): transcription cis-regulatory region binding; DNA-binding transcription factor activity
Source: RefSeq, a predicted model, not a curated record
AUGUCUGAUGCUGAGAUCAAUUUUCCUCCACCAGGUUUUGAGCAAGAAGUGGUGUACCUAGAGUGCAAACGCAACCAUGCUGCAUCACUAAACCGUGUUUGCUAUGAUGGAUGUCAAGAGUUUCUCAAAGCAAGUGUUGAUGAAAGCAACACCAAAGAUGCUAUGCUAUGUGCUGUUUGUGGGUGUCAUCAGAACUUUCAUCUCCAACAUACUAUGUACACCCCUAAAGCCCAGAGCCAAACAAGGAACACUCCGAACAUUGGAAGUUCACUUGUAGGCCCAUCUGAUCCUCAUGUGGAAUUUAGGGUGAGUGCCGAAAAUAACCCUGAGAAUGAGAGGAUAGUGAUGCUGCCAAAGCCAAAGAGGAAGAAGAGAACGACUUUCACGGUGCACUUGAGGAAUCGAAUGACAGAAUUCGCUAAUAGGAUAGGGUGGACACCUAAAGGAACUAAAAGGGAGGAAAUUGACAAUUUUUGCUUAGAUAUUGGAAUUAGUCAUACAACAUUCUUAGUGUGGUUGAGCAAUCACCGUCCUCGAGCAAUGAAGAAAAAUACAGAAAUGGCAAAUUGA